Messenger RNA from Clonostachys byssicola, 780 nucleotides. Lineage: Eukaryota; Fungi; Ascomycota; Sordariomycetes; Hypocreales; Bionectriaceae. The record is from the annotation of a GenBank genome assembly.
CUGAAUUUGGAGGACGACCUGGAGGUGACACUCGCGUUUGAGAACUCCAAUAUUCUUCAUACCGCAUCCCUGAAUGGGAAUAGUAACUACAUAUCCGAAGACAGAUGGAGAGAAUUGCUCACUAAAGUAACACUCGAUUCAAUGGCUGACGAGGAGAUGCAACCUUUUGCGGACGAGUCACUUUACACUAUAGACCUGUUGAAUACCUUGAUCGAGUGCGCGCACUGGAUCUCCCAGAUCCGCGCCAAUCCCCAGGAAAGUCGGGAUCUUAGAGACAUGGCCUCAAAAAGGUUACGAGCUCAUUCAACUAGGAUGGAAUCAAUGUGUUUAGAAGGCACUGCCAAGGCAUUCAAUAUGGGAUCUCUACGAGAAGUGCCAGAUGAGGAGUCCAUCACUGGCUUUAGGUUCGAGAGCACCACCGUCAAGUUUGCACAGGUCUAUGCCAGCAUGCUCAACUUCCAAAUCAUUCUCUGUCGGAUGGUUUACGAGCUUGAAGUCAUCGCCGGCAAUGCUGGAGAAGACGAAUAUGCGGCUUACAAGGUUGCUUGCACCCAACUGUGGAAUUUUGUCCCAUAUCUUUCAAGGGUAGACACCGUUGCAGCGCUUCACAUGAUCGGUGUCAUUUUGCCCUCGCUGGAGGCCGCGAAUGAAAUCGAACUGGAAUAUAUUGUGGACGAGUGCUACAAGGCGGAUAAAUAUUCCAAGCGGCUGCCGCAGGACCGAGAGACAUUCAUAGCGAAGUCGAUUCUGUUGGCAAAGUCUAGAACAGGUCGGCUGUGA